CACCCAUCAUACAACAUGGAACACAGCGAAGCACCGGUAUUCGUGCGCUCACAAUCAGAUACAUCCGAUGCACAAACAAUCGUUGUGCAUUGCAGCAAAGAGAAACCACAAGAACCGAUAUCUGACGAUCAAUCGGCUUCUACGAUAUGUAAUAGCUCACCAACGGAAGCGACAGGAGAAACUGAAACAGAUAGACAGCGGCUUCGAAAGACGAUUUUUCAGAUUCUUCAAUGUUUUUACACCGUCUCUCUGAUGGGACUGCAGGACGGCAAUUUCGGUGUUAUCUUACCUCGCCUGAAGGAGUAUUAUUCGGUUAGCGACAGUCUGGUGUCCAUCCUAUUUCUACUCCAAGCAGGAGGAUAUUUCGUAAUGGCUUUUUCCAAUGGUUAUGUUGUCUCCAAAAUUACACAAAAGGGGUCUCUUUAUCUCGGAUGCACCAUGCUUGUGAUUGGAUAUGUUGUUAUCCUCUUUGGAUUGCCGUUCCCAGUAAUAUGUGUUAUGAUGAUUAUAGUGGGUGGAGGCCUAUCAUUAUUGAAUGCCGGCUGCAACGUUUAUAUCAUUACUGCUCCAUAUACCACUACGGUUUUGAAUUUGCUUCAUGCUUGUUAUGGUACUGGCGCAAUGAUUGGCCCUCUUAUGGCUUCUUCAUUGUUGGAACACAACCUUUCAUGGAGAGUUUCUUAUAUGAUUUUAGCUGGUCUUUCUGGUCUUAGUCUCUUGGGAAUGUAUAUCAAUUUCCGCAACACAGAAAUUGAAAUUCAUACUGAGCCCGCACCCGAGAGCACAGCUGAAGAUGGAGAGCUCACGGUUAAGAGAGACAGUAUCUUUAAACAAGUCAUCAAGCAGCGGGUCACUCCUGUCUGUUCUGUCUUCUUGUUGUUCUACGUUGGCACUGAAGUUACUUUCGGCUCAUGGAGUUUCUCCUUCUUGACUGAAGUUAGAGGCGGAAAUCCCGUACAACUUGCUCAAGUCACAUCCGGUUAUUGGGCUGGCCUUACCUUUGGCCGCAUCUUUUUGGGAGCCAUCACUGCUAGGUUUGGUGAAAAACGCAUGGUCACAUUGUAUUUGAUCGUCACUUGCGCUAUGAUUAUUCUUAUUUGGCAAGCAACCCCAAUACCAGUUGAUCUUGCUGGUUUAGUCAUCCUAGGAAUGGCUCUUGGUCCUAUUUUUCCUACUACUGUCUCUAUGGUGUCCCAAAUUCUACCCAGAUACCUUCAUACAACAACUAUCGGCUUUUUGGUCGGUCUUGGGCAAGGUGGUGCUGCGUUGUUUCCAUUUGUAAACGGCCAGAUUGCCAGUAAGGCUGGUGUUAUUGGCAUGAUGCCAUUUACUCUAGCGUUAUCUAUCGCGAUGCUUGCAACAUGGAUUUUCAUGCCAUCAAUUGGUCCAUCAAUGAACUUCAUUGAAAUCUACAAGCAGAGAAAGCUCAAAUCCAAGAAUCCCACAGCUGAUCUUGAAGCCAAUACAGUUGCCUCUGAUAAAGUUUAAAAGCAGAGCUUAGAUGUAUGUGUUAAAUAUUCACGUUGUGUUGACUUUUCUUAAGUCAUCUAAACGUAAUUAAGCAUUUUAUCAUGUUUAUUGUAUAUAACGUCGCAUAAAGGUAUCCUCCAUAUAAAUAAAGUAUUUGCACAUUUUAAGAAACUAAUAGCAUUUAACGGCCUGAUCUUCGACUAGUUCGCUUCUUUGGUAGAUCAUCUUCUAUUUUCAAUGUAGUGGCGACAGACUUUCGUUUCUUAGCUGCUUUGGAUACUUCCACAUUCUUCUCUUCUACAACUUGUUCUUCAACCUU
Umbelopsis ramanniana AG is the source of this 1789-nucleotide messenger RNA. RefSeq lists its product as uncharacterized. Lineage: Eukaryota; Fungi; Mucoromycota; Umbelopsidomycetes; Umbelopsidales; Umbelopsidaceae. The coding region runs from base 16 to 1488 and encodes 490 amino acids. The transcript is spliced from 4 exons. Gene Ontology annotation, biological process: transmembrane transport. Gene Ontology annotation, molecular function: transmembrane transporter activity. The record is from RefSeq and is a predicted model, not a curated record. Gene Ontology annotation, cellular component: membrane.